This is a messenger RNA of Selaginella moellendorffii, 1431 nucleotides long. RefSeq lists its product as uncharacterized. The record is from RefSeq and is a predicted model, not a curated record. The transcript is spliced from 10 exons. Bases 583 to 1374 code for a protein of 263 amino acids. NCBI's taxonomy places the organism in Eukaryota, Viridiplantae, Streptophyta, Lycopodiopsida, Selaginellales, Selaginellaceae.
GCGAGCCAAGUGUUUGCUUCCAUGGCUCUGUUUUCUAGGGUUUCCACUCCUUCGUGUGUUUGGAAUGGGAGAGGAGAAGGCAAAUUUCUCCACUGCUCGACGCAUUCUAGCGCGGGAUCCUGGAAAUGUCGAGCGGAGGUCGAAAGAUCGGACAAAGCGAGCUCCUCUUCUUCCUCUUCCCAAUCUAUGCUGGAGCGCUUGGAGCGCUUGACGCAAUCGAGCAGCAGCAGCAGCAGCAGCAGCAAUACAAUCGCGAGCAAGCUCGUCGAUCGCUACGGUAACAGCGAGGAGGGCUCGGAUUUCUCCGUGCCACUGGUGUACUCGCGGUACAAGAAGCCCAAAAUCUCGGUCCAGAGGAACAUCAAGCGCCAGGAGUACCUAGACAAAGUCUCGCAGCGCGAUGAUUCUGGGACGUUUGCCACAAUCGGGCUGUUCGUGCUCGUCCCACCGCUCGCGAUUCUCGCAGUAGCGAUCGCCGUGGGCUAUGUCAAUAUCUUACCGUGAUGGAACAAAUACGCAAAAUAUUUCAUAUAGAAGUCCUAGGGUUCUUCUGUUCUCGUGUAGAGAGAAGCAUGACCGGCCAUGGAUCCGGGGAAGGCGCCGAUCGAUCGCUACCAGGCAGGUCUGGCGCUCCUCUCCGAUCUACAAGCCGAUGGAUCGUUGGCGGCCGGCAGCGUCGAUGCUUCUCCCAAAAUAUUUCAGCUCCUCCGAGUGGUGCAUGCGAUCGAGAAUGCCGCAUUCUCGCCGAUAGGGAAGGAGCGAGUAGCGAAUUUCAGGGCUGCAGCGCUAACACUAGUAGCUGAUUUUCUCCGCUCGGAUGAGGAUCUUUCGCGUGGUUGCAUCACGUUACUGCGCGCAGGUGUAGGGGCUGCCGAGGAGCUCGAGAAGGUGAAUGAUGAUUUGGCGGCUGCAAACGCUAAAGUUGAAGAGCUCCAAGAAGCUCUGGCAAACGAGGUGGCCAGCAAGGAAGCUCUGAUGAAGGAGAAUUUUGUGUUACGAACUCGUCUCCAUGUACAGCAACAAGACCUCUUCCAGCACGACACUCAAAGCCGGGAUGUGACUCAUCACUUGCAGGCUCUGGGCAAAGACCGGGCUCAAUUAGCUUCAGAGAAAGCAGUACUUGCGGAAGAGUGCAGUGUAAAAUCAGGCAUUCUAGAGCGUCAGGCAACGGCCAUCGCACAACUCAUGGACCAAUGCGAGAAGGAUGCCAAAGAGCGUGACAAAGUUGUCGAGUCCUUGAAGGCUAUCAGUGAAGAAAAACAUGUUUUCGAGGUGAAUCUACGGCAGCACUCGAAGGUUAUCGAGAACUUGAUACACGCAAACGCGGAUCUCAUUGAAACAGCCAACAACUUCAAAGCUAACCGCGGUUUGUAAAAGGGCAUAUUCGGGAAACUCCAUUUGGUCGUUUCGUCCAUGUAUGGACUUCCUUUA